AUGAGUGGAUUGGUCGACGGACGCGUAGUCAUCAUCACCGGGGCUGGUCGCGGGAUCGGACGUGCGCAUGCCUUGGCGUUGCUGCCGAGGGCGCCAAGGUCGUCGUCAACGACAUCGGUGCGGGUGCCGACGGUUCCGAGACCGGUGAGAGUCCGGCCGAGCAGGUUGUCGCGGAGAUCCAUCGCCGCCGGUGGCCAAGCAGUGGUCAACGGAGACGACGUCGCCGACUGGGCGGGCGCCGAGAAUCUGAUCAAGACCGCGAUCGACACCUUCGGUGGCCUGGACGUACUCGUGAACAACGCGGGCUUCCUGCGGGACCGCAUGCUGGUCGGCAUGAGUGAAGGCGAGUGGGACGCGGUGAUUCGCGUGCACCUCAAGGGCACUUCGCGCCGCUGCGUCACGCUGCUGCCUACUGGCGCGCUGAGGCCAAGGCAGGCAAGACCGUCGACGCACGCAUCAUCAACACCAGUUCGGGUGCAGGACUGCAAGGUUCGAUCGGCCAGGGCCGCAGCCGAGCUCAAGAAUUACGGCGUCAGUGUCAACGCGAUCGCGCCUGCUGCGCGCACGCGCAUGACCGUCGGCGCGGGUGGGGCGAUGGCCGAGUCGAUGGCAGCUCCCGAAGAGGGCUUCGAUGCCAUGGCGCCCGAGAACAUCUCGCCGCUGGUCGUCUGGCUCGGUAGCGCCGAGGUCCAAGGACGUCACGGGGCGGGUGUUCGAGGUCGAGGGCGGAAAGAUCACCGUCGCGGAGGGCUGGCGUCACGGCCCGAGCGAGGACAAGGG
Molecule: messenger RNA, 780 nt
Organism: Mesorhabditis spiculigera
Lineage: Eukaryota; Metazoa; Nematoda; Chromadorea; Rhabditida; Rhabditidae
Source: the annotation of a GenBank genome assembly